This is a messenger RNA of Penicillium hordei, 555 nucleotides long. RefSeq lists its product as uncharacterized. The transcript has a single exon. Lineage: Eukaryota; Fungi; Ascomycota; Eurotiomycetes; Eurotiales; Aspergillaceae. The record is from RefSeq and is a predicted model, not a curated record. Bases 1 to 555 code for a protein of 184 amino acids.
AUGACGAUAAUUAGCGACCAAACCGCCAUCGCCAAGGAGUUGGCCAGAUAUUUCUCUGGAAGCUACGGGAGCUCUAUUAAUACACCGGGGUCUUAUUGGAACCCCGAUGCUUUGCCUAACAACUGUGUCGUUGUCUGUAUCGGGUUCAUACUGAACAGAACUUCCAACCAGCUCAGUCAUAGAUCUAAUAAACGACAGCCACCCGACGGCUUUAAAGACUGGGAGCAAAUUGAGGCUUUUUUGGAGCACUUAAAGGAAAUGCGACUAGUGAGAGAGUAUCUGAUGACCGAAACUCCUUUCAAAUACGAGCGUUAUAUAGGGCCGGGCGACGAUCUGGUACUGUACCGACGACCGGUUCCAGGGCGUGUAGUCAAACAUUGUGUUCUUGGUAGCCAUCAUGAAGGAAACUAUAGUUUCCAUGAUUUCCAGCACCAUGAGGGGGGAACCAAGAUUCCAAUGGCAAAAGAUGCCAAAAAGGAGUUCGAAUCUGCACCGGGCGUCUGGGACUUCAGUAGGAUAGAUUACACAGUCAAGGUGGUUCCUUGGUUGAAUUGA